Molecule: messenger RNA, 2752 nt
Organism: Harmonia axyridis
Lineage: Eukaryota; Metazoa; Arthropoda; Insecta; Coleoptera; Coccinellidae
Product: DNA replication factor Cdt1
Exons: 2
Coding region: 348-2246 (632 amino acids)
Biological process (GO): regulation of DNA-templated DNA replication initiation; DNA replication preinitiation complex assembly; DNA replication checkpoint signaling
Cellular component (GO): nucleus
Molecular function (GO): DNA polymerase binding; DNA binding
Source: RefSeq, a predicted model, not a curated record
CUGUGCUAUUUAUCAUCGAAUCGACGGCACGCUAAAGUUGAAAACUGUGGUCCCAUUGUCAACAGAUUGCAACCAUGUCAUCUUUUAAUGAUCCAUCAAAUAGAUUAAAAUGUAAUUAGAACUACAUUUCCACUAAUUAUCCAAAUAAUCAAAUAAACGAAGUCUAUACACCAGGUUUGAAAUCUACGAAUAAAAUAUUCAUUCCAAAUAUCUUGUCGCUGAAGUGACACAUGACGCGAGAUUUGGAGGGAAUUUCUAUUUAACGGUUUAUUUGUUUAGUUUCCCUUUAACUCGAGAAACUGUGUUACGAAAUAAGUUUUAUUUUGAAACAAACUCAACUAAAUACCAUGGCUCAGCCUUCAGUAGCAGCCUAUUUUAAUACGAGAAAACGUGUGGCGAUUGAUGAACUCAAAAUUAAUAGGGCUAGGAAAGUCUUAAUAGUUGAUGAAGGAGAAGGAAAGUUGUCUGCAAAAGCAAUCACUGAAAAUAAUGGAUAUCAACCCACAAAAGUCGAACCAAUGGAAACCUCAGAAGAAGCUAGUGAAAUUGAGAAAGUAGUGCCAAAUAAAAUAUUUAAAAAAGUUGGAAAAACUCAAAAUACUAGGAAAAGUGCAGUUCGUUCCAGUGCAUUGAAACGGAGAUCUAGUUCUACUAGUGUUAAAGGACAACAAGAUAUACAAAAUUUUGUGAAUUUGAAACCUGUCCAAGAAGAAAAUAAUUCUAUUUCACCCAAUGAAGAGAAUUCAGCUAUUAAGCAUAUAACUCCUCCGGCUUCUCCUAUGAAAGUUCUUAAUGGAAUGGAUAAUAUACAAGAGAAAACAAAAGGUGCUCCCUUAAAUUCAAUGAAAGUGAAGUUAGGUAGAAGUUCUAGAUUAGCUGAAUUGAAAGCUUCUUUAUCAAGAUUUGGCGAUUUACAAAAUAAGUUGAAACAAGUAGAGAAAGUGACUUCAAAGAUCUCUGUCAAACCUCCACCAAGUCCCAAACUCCAGAAUUUCAAGGCCAUUGAAUUAGAAGUUCAAUUGAGCCCCCAGAAAGUUCAAUCCCCACAAAAACUAUAUCUUAGUCCAAAGAAGGAUCUUACAGCUAGAAAAAAUCUUCUAAAUUUAUUAAGUCCUACUAAAAAUUCUGUAGCUCUUUGUGAAAGUCCUUCAAAAAAAAUUGAAGAUGCAACUUCCAAACCUGCAUUGUCAUUACCAUUCAAGUAUCGUUAUGUUGCUGAAAUGUUUAGAGCCAUUGAUACUAUUAGUCAACUUCUAUAUAACAGAAAAGAAACUAUAACAAUGUCUAAACUGAAACCUGCUGUUGAAAAUAUGACCAAGAGGAGUCUUUCCAAACGUUGUGUAGCCCAAAUAAAGAAAAUUUAUCCUGAAGCAUUCAAAUAUCACCAGGAAAAAUUGAGAGUAUUUGGAAGUGGCAAAAGAGAAGAAAAAUGGGAAUUAGUGAUAACACCCCUAAUUGGAGGCUGUGACCAUAUUAAUUCUGACAUUUUAUUGUCCAGACGAAGAGUAUUAUUCAGCAUUUUACUUGAUAAAGUCAAAGAUUAUCACCAUGAAUUCCUUAUGUCUCUAGAACCACCUAUGGUAAUUCCGAAAAAUGAGAUUAAGAGAUGGCAUCCUGAAUUUGAUAUUGAAAGAGUUCCUGAUAUUGAAGAAGACACUUUACCAGAGCCUCCAGAGGAAAUGAAGAUGACAUCUGGCAAAGAGGUUUUAGAUAAAGCUAGGGAGAUGUUUGGUUGUAACUCCCGAAUGGAACAAGCUCUUGAGAAAUUGAAAGCUAAGACGAAAGAGAAGGCUACAGAAACAAUUCCAGACAAUACUCCUCCACCUUCAAUUUUAAAAGGCAUUCCUAAGUCCUUAUUAGAAAAAGUACGACAAAGGCAAGCAGCAAAGGCAUUGAUAUCUAUGACAAGAUCUGUGGAUAAGGAGCAAGAACUUAAACUCUAUUCAAGACUGCCAGAACUUGCAAGACUGACCAAAAAUCUAUUUGUUUCUGAAAAGAAAAGUGUUUUGAAGUUGGAUGAUGUUGUAGAAAAGCUAGGUAAUUGCUAUAGAAUAAGUUUAACAAAAACAGAAAUGGAGGAUCACAUUAAAUUGUUGGUUAAAGAAUUGCCUGAAUGGUUAGUGCUACAUCAGUCUAUCAGCAAAAUAUGGUUCUUGAAGCAAUUGAAUAGAGAUGCUGAGGUGAAUCUUAUGAGGAAUAAGUUGGAAGAAAUUGUUAAGAUAAAGAGUAAUCAGUUGAAUUCUUAGUCUGAAUAUAAUGUAAUUAUUAAGUAAUCUCAAGCCAAUUGUACCUUGAAAGUUCAUUAAAAUUGACUGCUAUUUUUUAAAUGAUUAAUUCCAUAUGAAUUAAUCAAUAUUAAAAACUACUUAACAUGUAAGUUGAUUUUUAAAAUACAUAAAGAUAUUUUUAUAUAAUUUAUAAACUUUGAAAGCACCAUUAUUCAAAAUAUAAGGUAAACCAAAGAAUUAGCAUCAAAUGGAAUCUGUUAAAUAUUAAUGGUAUAAUGUAUGACUACCAGUUAAAAACUGCAAGUAUUUCAGUUAUUCAAAUUUUGUAACGUAUGAUGGUACAAGCAAUUCCUUAAAGUUGUGAUGUUAAAACAAAUAGAAAACAAGCAUUUUUUUUACUCUGUAUUCCUUAUUUUAUAAAAUUUCAGAAAGUCAAGAUAUCCAAUAUUAUCAUAAAUUAAAGCAUAAUUGAAAAUUGAAAGAUAAUCUGAGCUAGCAGAAAAUAAUAAAUAUCUGAAAAUAUA